Molecule: messenger RNA, 1796 nt
Organism: Abrus precatorius (Indian licorice)
Lineage: Eukaryota; Viridiplantae; Streptophyta; Magnoliopsida; Fabales; Fabaceae
Product: actin-related protein 8
Exons: 12
Coding region: 29-1420 (463 amino acids)
Molecular function (GO): protein binding
Source: RefSeq, a predicted model, not a curated record
AUUGAAAGAAAAGAUCGGUGUGUGAAGGAUGUGGACGAUGGUGAGGAAGGUGUGGGAAUUGGCGUUGUUGAGAUCCAACGCAUCAGAAGCAAUUACGCAUUCGGACAUGGGUGAAUUGGAGCAGUUACCCGCUGACAUUUUGAUGCAAAUUCUGAGGCUUUUGGGUCCGAAAGAAGCUGCAAAAUUGAGUGUGGUUUGCAAGGCUUUCAGAUCCCUUGUGUUUGAUAAUCGCCUUUGGAUUCAAUUUCUUCAGACCCACCAAGCUGAACCCUCUUGGGAUUCUCUCUUCUUUGCUGAGACCGCAUUGAGCUCUGGGUACCCUCUUCCAUCCUUUGUUGGCCAUAGACCUCAACUAUCAUUCAAGCAUAUUUAUGGCCAGAGAGCACAAGUUCCUGGUUCUAUUAUUAUUGAUGGCGGUUCUGGCUAUUGCAAAUUUGGUUGGAGCAAAUACGCAUGUCCAUCAGGCCGAUCAGCAACAUUUUUGGAAUUUGGUAACAAUAACAUUGAGUUGCCAAUGUAUACUAGGCUUCGACAUUUUUUCACAACUAUUUAUAACAGGAUGCAGGUGAAACCAAAUAAACAACCAAUUAUUGUUUCUAUACCAAUAUGCCAUUAUGAAGAUACUGAAUCAGCUAAAGCAUCAAGACAACAGCUUAAAGAAGCAAUUUAUGCUUCCUUGUUUGACAUGAAUGUUCCUGCUGUUUGUGCUGUCAACCAGGCAACUCUUGCUCUUUAUGCUGCAAAACGAACUUCUGGAAUAGCUGUUAAUAUAGGUUUUGAAGUCACAUCUAUAGUUCCAAUUUUAAAUGGUAAAGUAAUGCGCAAGGUGGGUGUGGAAGUCAUGGGACUGGGCGCACUGAAACUUACAGGAUUUCUUAGGGAGAAGAUGCAACUCAAUAACUUAAGUUUUCAAUCUUUUUAUACUGUUCGCACAUUGAAAGAGAAGUUAUGUUAUGUUGCUCUUGAUUAUGAAGCUGAGCUAUCAAAAGAUACACAAGCAUCAUUUGAAGAUGUAGAAGGAUCAUUUACACUUUCAAAAGAGAGGUUUCAGACAGGAGAGAUCUUAUUCCAGCCACAUCUUGCUGGAGUGCACGCUAUGGGUUUGCACCAGGCCAUAGCUCGUUGUGUGGAACAUUGCCAUUCUGCUGAAUUAGCAGGCGACAGUGAUUGGUAUAAGACUAUAGUUUUAUCUGGAGGAACUGCAUGUUUACCAGGUUUGGCAGAAAGGAUAGAAAAGGAACUCUAUGCCUUGCUUCCUCCAUACAUGUCCAAUGGAAUUAGAGCCAUACCUCCUCCGUUCGGUGCUGAUACACCAUGGUUUGGAGCUAAGAUUAUUGGCAAUUUGAGCACCUUUCCUGGUCCUUGGUGUGUGACAAAAAAGCAGUUCCGUCAGAAGCCUAGACUCAACCUCAUAUGGUGAUUAUUUUGUACACAAUUUUAUCCAAAUUAUGCACCCUCCUCCAAAGGGGCAGGAACAAAGAAGUGAAUAUUGGCAGCUGCUCCUGUGUGUAAAAAUAUAAUGAUUUCCUUGUUAAUAAGACCUAUAAACCAUAGUAAGCAUUCAGCUUGUUAAGAAUAAUAAGAUACAAUAGAAAAAUCACGAGUGUGAAGAAAUUAAUAUAAUUGAAGAGCAAAACCACAAGGUGUGGUGUUUGGUGUAAUUAGAAUAAUUAUUUGGGAUGUUCUAGUUUUAUGUUGAAGUGAGAUGCACCAUUUAAUAGAAUGUGAUAAACUUCUAUCAUGUUCUACUCUACAACUUGUUUUUCUCUUUGAAUUUGAUUUUUUUUUUUCCGUCU